AUGAACCACUUCGUGGACAUCGACCUAAAUAAGACUUGUGGUAUUGGCCCUGGCAUUGCGUUUGCCAAUGCUGUCGAAUCGCUUGGUGGAUCAUCAAAAUUUGGUUUCAUGGGCUUGGUCCCCUGUGCUGUUGGUGGGACAAAGAUCAGUCAAUGGGAAAGAGGAACGAACUUGUACAAUCAGCUGAUAACACGGGCUAAAGCGGCUACGCUAGGCGGUGGUAGAACCCGAGCCGUGUUGUGGUACCAAGGAGAGGCUGAUACGGUCAAGCUUGAGGAUGCUAAAGCUUAUAGAGGGAGGAUGGAGAAUUUUAUCUCUGAUUUGCGUUCUGAUCUUGGAGACCCAUCUCUCUUGAUAAUCCAGACAUAUGCACGUGUUUUGCGGGAGGCCGAAUCGUACAUUGAGGCAGCUGAUUUCUGUUCGCUGACAAAGUCAGAAGAACCGGCCAAGGGCGCCGAGAAGAAACCAUCUUCUCAGCAAAACUCGACUAACAAAAAGAAAGAAAGAAACAACAAAAGAAAAGAAGUUUGGGUGGCUGAUUGCCAACAAACCAUGUCAAAGACAGCCAAGACGUACGAGCCAUAG
Molecule: messenger RNA, 585 nt
Organism: Chenopodium quinoa (quinoa)
Lineage: Eukaryota; Viridiplantae; Streptophyta; Magnoliopsida; Caryophyllales; Amaranthaceae
Product: probable carbohydrate esterase At4g34215
Exons: 2
Coding region: 1-585 (194 amino acids)
Source: RefSeq, a predicted model, not a curated record